AUGUUUGACACGGACCGUACCCCCAGGACUUCCAACGGUUACGAUCGCGCUCGAGCAGAUGGCGAGUCCGACGUCACUGCUCUCCACUACUGCAACAAGUCCUUGUAUGCGAGUCUCAUCGUCCUUUCGCUCAUCCUUGUGGCGGUCGGCGUCACGCUCGGAGUCCUGUCAAACUCCAGUCAAAGUUCAAAUGUGACGUCGACCCCGGCUGAGCACGACACUUCAAGUGGAACUCAAGACAAUACCCACGUAAGUUUCGACAAUUUUACGCACAUGAAUCUUAACGGGACAAAGUCGGUACAAACCGAUGAAGAAGUGGAUGAGGAACUCACUGCGACAUCUGGCAGUCUCCCUCUGGUGGCGGUUGAAGACAUUGAUGCUGAUUAUCCUGUUGUUCAAUGGGAUACUUUCAAUGACUCGGGAUCGGCCGUCGAUGCUAUGAUUGGAGAAGUUUCGUCUCAGCUGAGCUCGUCGCCGUCGAGUGAUAAGUACUCGAGUGAUGUUGGUGUUACUCUAGCUAUUGAUCCUGGUACAGCUCCAGCUAUUACUCCAGUUAAAGCUUCUGAUGGGUUCUCUGCUGUUGCUUCAGUUAAAGCUUCAGCUGCUUCUUCUGCUAUUGCUUCUGGUGCUGCUCCGGCUAAAGCUUCAGCUGCUUCUUCUGCUGUUGCUUCUGGUGCUGCUCCUGCUACAUCUUUGACUACUGCAAACACCGGUAGGACUACUGCUACUGUAGCUGCUACCACUUCGGCUAAGGGCGCUACUGGUGUUGCUACCACGCCUGCUACUGCUGCAGCUGCAACUGCUGCUAAAGACCCGGCACCAACAAUAGUUGAAUCUACUUUACCGGAUUCGUUAGAGGAGACGCUCAGUUAUAGUGUCGUGGACUAUGAUUGGAAGGACGCGUCCCAGUGGGAAUAUGCGAGUGGAUCGGCCGUGUCAAGAACCAGUGAUAUGAUUACAAGCGGCGGGAUUCGACUCACGCCUGAAAACAGUGCCGAACCAAUCCGUACUAUUGAAGGAUGGAGCGGUGAAAAAGUCGUGUUCAUCGAGUGGGAACGCACGAGCUCGAGUGAUACCAACAUUUGGAUGUUAAACACAAAGUUGCAGUCGCAAUUCGGCAAGGGGAACGGGUGGCCGUACUGGGGCGAGCUGGAUCUAUUCGAGAUGUUUUCGCAGGACGCUGUCGAUGUUCCAGCUAACGACUACAGUGGAUUUGGAGGCUUUUCCGCCGUGUCGAGUUACGGCCAAUCGACACUGCACAUGGGACCUGCUACCGAGAACGGCAGUCCUUGUUUCUGCCCUGCGCAACCUUCCAAGAGUUCGUGGUACGGCAACACGCAACCCAUGACGUCGGGCUGCACGGCCCAGUUUUCGAAUGACGAGUCAAACUCCAUCGCAGCGGUGUGGGGCUCCGACGCUACGGGCCAGUUCAUUCAGAUCAUCCAGAAACCAACCAUUACCAAAGGUGGCAAACUUGCGGGAGUCGAUACGUACGAUAUUGCAACCGGUAGCGGUGGCGUCACGUCCAAGAUUUACAAUAAUGCCGAACUCUUCUGGGGCAUAGACGCUUCAGACGCGUGCGCCAAAGCUGGCGGUCACGAUGCGACGAACGGGUUUCCUUUCUUCGAGAGCUUUCGCAUUGUUUUGGAGGAGCAGAAGAAGAAUGACAAGAGCGCGUCUUUUACCGUCACGAACAUCCAGAUCUUCACCAAGAACUAG
Peronospora matthiolae is the source of this 1719-nucleotide messenger RNA. The record is from the annotation of a GenBank genome assembly. NCBI's taxonomy places the organism in Eukaryota, Oomycota, Peronosporomycetes, Peronosporales, Peronosporaceae.